Ophidiomyces ophidiicola is the source of this 3324-nucleotide messenger RNA. RefSeq lists its product as uncharacterized. The coding region runs from base 1 to 3324 and encodes 1107 amino acids. The record is from RefSeq and is a predicted model, not a curated record. The transcript is spliced from 6 exons. Lineage: Eukaryota; Fungi; Ascomycota; Eurotiomycetes; Onygenales; Onygenaceae.
AUGGCUGAGACUCAAAGGCUAACUAUAGCCUCCACCUGGAAAUUUGACCCUGAAAUGGCUCUUGAAAUACAGUCUCGUUUAAGGGAAAGCCUCAACAAUACCGAGCAGGCAUUUUGCAACCACGACCAAGAGAACCACGUAUUCACUGUUGGCAGCUGUGAAGUGGUGGAAACUGCUUCAGCUCUCGGUCAAGUGAUAUCAGUGGUCAUCGAUGAAGAAAAAGAUAAUGAUUUAUUGGAGAAACCCAGGAUCUGCCGCAUUAUUACCCCGUCACGUUUAGAGGAUACCCGUUUUGAUACUGAUCUAGAUGAUGAUGGUGAAUCAGAGCUGGUUAGCAUUAAAGGGGACAUUUCCGUCUCGUUACAUACCAGGUACUGGGAACCUAAGGGUGAAAAUGUAGACUGGUUUCUAAAAUCGCCCUAUAAUGUACUAACUGAAGUCGCCAACGCAACGAGGGCUCAUAUAGCCGUAGAGGCUGAAAGUAAAAAAAUACGAGUAUCAAGCAUCGUUCUUGCUCAUGUAGAAUGCGCUAUUGAUAGGCUGCAUAAUUUAGAGCAAUCGGCUUCUCUUGAAACUUCGCCAUAUAUUGAAAAUAUAUUGCAUGUCCACGAGCAUGACGACCUCCAGUUAAAACUAUGCACUGUUACCAGCAUGAAUAACUCAGUGGAUCAGAAAUUAAUCAGCGAUCAUUUACCACACGAAAAAGGUCAGCUUGGUGGGUUUUAUAUCACAGUUGUGGAUGUGCCCGAUGCAGAAGAUAGGAAGACACUCGGAGCCAAUGCUACACCGCAACCGAUACCCGCAAAAAAUGGAUGCUCAGCAGCCUGGAUUGACUAUCUGUUCCUGGAGCUUGGAGAUGCAAACAAUACUCCUGGAAUUCCCUCUCCCAAAAUCACGACAACGUCAGAUAGCUGGAAGCAUUCGUUGUCUUUGGAAACAGAGCACCCAUGUCUUUCUCUCCCAAACAUAAUGCAACCCAACAGUCUUCGAUUUCUAAGUCGAGAAAAAGCCUCACUCGUCGGCAGAUGGGUCACACAAGGCGUCGAAGCUGGUGCCGUGGGUCCUUUGAGCUCCGAAGUCUCCACACGAGCUCCUUCUCCAGAACUUUCUCUCCCCCCGCCGGCCAUCCCUGGUAUUAAAAAACGAGUUGCCAUGACCAAGGAUAAUACAAGCCAUGGAUACGGUGAGAGCCAUGAGACCAUCUCAAGAGAAAGCAUGGAGGCUCAUCUUGUCAACGCUGAUGUUCCAAAUUUCCAAGCUCCAGUGUACAAAGCAGGGAAAUUCACUAUCACCCCAGAAAAAUGUAGUGGUCAGAACGAGUCGAAUUCAAUUUUCAAGGACCAAGACGCUCUCCUUUUAUGUUCGACGUUUGAAGUGCCACGGAACACAAACAAACCCAAAAUUUUGGACAUGACUGAUGUAAGUUAUUCAGCUGGAACCGCAAGUCCGCACUUAUCAUUCGAUCAGACUCCUUCGGUUCCCACCCGUCCUCCUGAUCAAGCAACAGUAUGUAUUGGCGGCUCGCAAGUUGAUAAUGCUGAGGUGGCAAAUGAUGCCACUUGCUUUGCUACGCAAAAUCUUACUACUCGCAUACGUGACAUGGGUAAGCAGAGUUUUGGUUUUGCAGAGACCAAAAAGAAAAGUCUUGCCCCUAUACCAAUACCCUACGAAAAGAAAACCAAAAGUCAAUGGAGGUCAUUGCGAAAUGAACAUGACGAUAUUUCCAAAGAUAUCAAGGGCAAGUAUAUGCAAAAUGAAUCAAUCCACCAAAUUGAAAUUAAUUCCCAGGGUACUUGCACUCAACUAGCCGACAAGAACGAGCAGGCCCAAGUAUCGGAUCGGAUCAAGGAACGGUUACAGGCAAGAAGCGAGGUAGAUACACGAGUAUUUCAAAAAGUUAUGCAACAAAAAUCUCCAAAUAUCCGAAGCAAGAGUGAUUCGAAAGCCUGCCAGAAGGCCAGAAAAGAAGCAGUAAUUGCGGAUGCUUGGGGUCCCAGUCCGCCAUCAGUCGAUGUAAAGCCGAAUUGUCUGGCUAACUCGACUCUGAGUAAAUGGAAAACAAAACAUGCAGCGAAGAUGGUGGCUAAAGAAGAUAAACAGAUCGAGAAUAUCUGCACUGCUCUACAUCCUAUUCUCACCGCAGUCCAGUGCUUUCAGGGUAUUGUCUCCCUUGAGUUUCAAUUCGGCAAAAUCUUGAUUCAUAACGUGCCAAAAUCCUAUAAUGAUAGACCUAUUGAUGUGAAGAGCUGGGAGAAGCUAUUUCGGCCACAACAUGGUAUUCGAGGCCCUAGCACAAAGUUUUUGGAAGCACUGACCGUAUCCGGGGAAGAUGUGGACCGUUUCCUUGAUGUUAAAAACAAUACCGGUGACAAUUUAUUUUCAAAGGACCCAUUUGAUCGCCGCGUAAUUUACCAGUUUCAUUGUCGAACAAAGGGCAAUCAAUCCAUCGUUGUCGAGGUUGAUGAAACCGGAACAGCCGUGGUGAAAAUGCCCGAAGCUUUACUAGGAGCUGUGAAUGUUCAUUCCCCACAACGGGCCUGGGAUAUGAGAAUUGCUGUCAAGGGAGCAAGAGAGUACCCAACAGGGAUAGACAAAGAUGUCGAUAGUGCUCUGAACGAUUUGAUCAAUAACAUGUAUGUCUAUCCACAGAAGUCACAGCUUUUACUUUUCACGCAAAUCACAAGUGUUGAUACUCUCCAUAUCACAAAAGUCAUAUUGCGCCGUACUACUCGCCAUGGUUUCGUCGAAUUAGGUGAUUCCUCACUUAUAAACGAUCAUGGUUUGUUUCUAAAGGUUACCGAGGUCCAGGAUUUACUUCUAGGUCAAAUGGCCGAUGAGAAAUCAUAUAUUCGUGCUCGCUCGUUAAGCCCUAAUGAGAUGAUGGCUAAUUCAAAAUUGUGGUAUGAGAUAUCUGUUACCAGUUUGGCUAUUGAAGACGCCUUGGAAUCAAACAGAUAUCUCUCCCCUGGACUGCGUACAUUUGAAUGGCAACCCUCAGACUUCCUAUAUGAGGAUACGGUUGCUCCUGAGAACUCAGACCCAAGACCAGACACCAAGAACAAUAUCAGACCUGGACUUCUGACUCAAAUGUACUCCAUUGUUUCAGCGGUCCUCUCGAAAACGGAGGGAAUGAAAACGUCAACCUCCGACCACUACCCCUGUCAUCUACCGACUGACAGUACUGUUGCAAGACAUAGCCUCGGAGCUAGUCCUAUAGAUGAUUAUGUCCACAAGACUAUCAAGACAAACAAUGCUCAAGAAAUCUUCAAUAACCUAGAUAACUUCAGCAGUAGAACUAUUGAUGAAGCAGAGAGCUUCUGGUAG